Messenger RNA from Amblyraja radiata (thorny skate), 2960 nucleotides. RefSeq names its product tRNA methyltransferase O (gene trmo). The coding region runs from base 29 to 1603 and encodes 524 amino acids. The record is from RefSeq and is a predicted model, not a curated record. The transcript has 6 exons. Lineage: Eukaryota; Metazoa; Chordata; Chondrichthyes; Rajiformes; Rajidae.
GGGUCGCUACAGGAUCUUUGCUGGUGUCAUGGCCGCGGCGGAUGGAAGCGGCGGUUGUAGCGCCGUGCGCGCGCCUUGGUUGGUGGAGCAGGCGCGCGCCCUGAGAGCAGAGAUGAAGAACUUGAGGCAGGAAGUCAACAAGGCUGUUUAUGUAUAUAAGAAUUCUAUUGAGGAUUUACGAACUCUCCUGCAUAGUUUGAAAAGGGAACCUAUCCAAGAUGAUGUUCCCGUCCAGAAUGAUGCACCUAUCAGAAAUCAAACGCCUCUAUCUUUGGAGAAAGGAAACAUCCAAACUGCACCCAUUGGAUAUAUCGAAUCGUGCUUUUCUACCAAAAAUGGCACACCUCGACAACCAACAAUUUGUGGUUUAUCUCGUGCACGACUUAAAAUUAGCAAGACUGUUUUUACCAAUGCAGAGCAUUCACUCAUGGGCUUGGAACAAUUUUCACAUGUCUGGAUUAUCUUUGUUUUUCACAAGAAUGGACAUCAAAGUUGCAAAGCUAAAGUUAAGCCACCUCGGCUGAAUGGAUUAAAAACUGGAGUAUUUUCAACAAGAAGUCCUCACCGCCCCAAUGCAAUUGGUUUAACACUGGGGAAGUUGGAUAGGAUUGAAGGUGAUGCUCUUUACCUUUCGGGUAUUGACAUGAUACAUGGGACCCCAGUACUGGACAUUAAACCAUAUAUUCCAGAUUAUGACACACCUCGGGUUGACCCAAUAAAUAAUAUAAAUGAGUGUCGGCUGCAUCAAGUGCUUUCUGUGCCAGAUGAGCAAUGCCAAGGAAUAACCAAUCCAAUCUCUGGGAUGGUAACUGAGGAGAGUGAUGAUAAGGAAUCUAUUCCUGUCAAGGUGGCUUCAAAGGUAGCGUGUGAUCGUUCUACUGAAGUGCAAGAACAUUCUCCCAAGGAUGGUAUGUGUCCAUUCAGUAAGAUAAAAGGUGAGAUAGUGGUUGAUGAAGGCAAGAUUGCAAAGAAAUCACCAUCAUUCAUCGGCAAAACUCCCAAAAAGAAGUAUUGUGAACAUCAACUAAGUGAGAAAGUUGAUCGGCCUACUGGAAAAGGGAAUGCUUCUUAUGAAAGUAUACACAAAACUGUGGAGAAAAUCCAAAGUCAACUGGUUCACAGUGACAUUGUAAGCCACAUAACAGAAGAAGACCAGGCAAUUUGUUUCAAACCUGAGAAAUCCGUGGCGAUCAGUCCGAUGAAAAAAACAAAGAACGCUGUUGUUAUUUAUACGCCUCUGAAUAAACUGUCCAAUGGUAAUAUUGCAACGUGGAUAAAACAGUCACCCGUGACUUCUUUAGAUGUUCGAUUCACCCCUCAUGCGGAAAUGGAUUUGCAGCAGUUUCAGGCUCCAGGAGGGUCAGAUCCAGACAAAGUGACAUUGAAAUAUUUCCACUCUGUAGAGGAAAUAAAGUCUGCCAUGGUGGCUGUAUUAUCAGCUGAUCCAAGAUCUAUAUAUCGAAGGAAACAGUGCCAGGACAUGCUCUUUUACUUCACUUUGGAUACUGCCCACGUCACUACUUGGUUUGGAGAUGACUUUACUGAAAUCUUGAGGAUAAAGCCUGUGAAAGAGGAGCCUGAUGUUGGAAUUGUCUGCACUUAAAUUCUUCUAGCUUGAGAACAUUGCACUUUCUGUAAAAUAAUAGAUCUAUGUUAAUGAUCUUCCUGUGAUCAGCCACGAUAUUGAUCCAGCAAUGACUCUAAUUUUACAACCUGCAUUUCCAUUAUUAUUACACUGAAGAUUUUAAUCGUGAGAUUACCAUCCAAAGUGACGGUGCUUAAAAUAUGUUAUAAAUUAACGUGAAGAUCUCAACCUAUAAUUGACUUCAGACUGGAAACAGUUUGUAACCUAUCCCUAAAGUCUUCAGUUGAAUAUAAUAAUUUAUUUUGACAACUCUCAUCAACUGCUGUGAUUGUUUUCAUCUUUGGGUCAGGGCCACAUUUCUGGCAAAAUUGCUGGUUUCCACCAGUAAUUUUAAUUUCAAGUGGUUCGGUUAUUUCAGCUGUCAAUCUCCCCAGGGAUAUAACGUGUAUAUAUAUGUUUCCAUAAAUACGGCAUUCGGUAGUGAAACUGAAGGUCUCCAAACUUCUAGGUUAUUUUCCCGUUGUUUUUUUUCUGCAAUAUUCCCAUUGUUUCAUAUCCUGUAUUUUAAGUAGUAUAGAUCAUGGUGUAUAGCCAAAAUAAUGUGAUGAAGCAAAAAUAAAUAAAUCUGUUUUUACAAAGAAAAGUAUCAGAUAUGUCCCUGUGUUUUCUUGCCUUUUCUUGUGAUAUUUUUCAAGCAGGAUUUCACCAAAUUAUCUAAUUUGUACUAGAAAGAUUACAUUAAUUUUGCAAUUAAAUAACUCUAAACAAGCCAAAUUCUGAUUAUGCUUAUGAAUUUUAUUAUUUAUCACCCGAUUAGAUGGUUUUCUGAUGUCCCACGUUUUUGCAGCAGAACGCGAGUCGUGGUGCCCCUUUGGUCACGUGUGAAAUGUGUCACGUGUGAAGCGUUUUUAUAUUUAUUGUUUCUUUUUUUAUUGCUUAUAUUUUGUGUUUAAGCUUUCCAUUGAAAUACUUAAUAAUGAAUAGAUCUUAAAAUCAUGAAAUAAAUCUAAUUUGCGCACCUAUUUUAGCGAUGCCUCAUUCUGUAAUCCCUCAUGUCAACACUAUUUAUAGCGCUAUAACGGGGUUUUUGCACUCGUGAUUUAAAAAAAAUAUUCAAAACGUGAUUAUAAUGACCCUGGCAUGAACUACGGGCACGUGGUGGUUAUGUGCCGACAUUUUGUAAAGGAGCUUCGAAAUUAAUAAGUGUCCCAUUUUUCACAUUUUGAAAGUAUCAAAUUUUGGUUGACUUUCACCACAAAUUAGCUCAAGGAUCAUUAUGUUUUGCAGGUAAAGCAUGUGCCAUAUAUCUAAUGUCUGUGAUGUCUGUAUGUUCAUUCUUUUUCUUUCAGUGAAUAAAACAAAGCCUGAAGAAAUA